Molecule: messenger RNA, 420 nt
Organism: Rangifer tarandus platyrhynchus (Svalbard reindeer)
Lineage: Eukaryota; Metazoa; Chordata; Mammalia; Artiodactyla; Cervidae
Source: the annotation of a GenBank genome assembly
AUGGCCUACUGCCGGCAGGAAGGGAAGGAUCGAAUUAUAUUUGUGACCAAAGAAGACCACGAGACUCCAAGCAACGCAGAGCUGGUGGCCGACGACCCCAAUGAUCCAUACGAGGAGCAUGGACUGAUCCUGCCAAACGGAGACAUCAACUGGAACUGCCCAUGCCUUGGGGGGAUGGCCAGCGGCCCGUGCGGGGAACAGUUCAAGGCAGCCUUUUCCUGCUUCCACUACAGCAAGGAGGAUGUCAAGGGGUCGGACUGUGUUGACCAGUUCCGGGCCAUGCAGGAGUGCAUGCAGAAGUACCCAGACCUCUACCCCCAGGAGGAGGAGGAGGAGGAAGAGGAGAAGCCAGCAGAUCCCUUACGGGAAGCAGCUGCCUCCGAGGCCAGUGCAGCCAAAGAGGAGGCGGCAUCGAGCUAA